Molecule: messenger RNA, 3163 nt
Organism: Carcharodon carcharias (great white shark)
Lineage: Eukaryota; Metazoa; Chordata; Chondrichthyes; Lamniformes; Lamnidae
Gene: eps8l2
Product: EPS8 like 2
Exons: 22
Coding region: 306-2660 (784 amino acids)
Biological process (GO): regulation of Rho protein signal transduction; positive regulation of ruffle assembly; Rho protein signal transduction
Cellular component (GO): vesicle; plasma membrane; ruffle membrane
Molecular function (GO): actin binding
Source: RefSeq, a predicted model, not a curated record
GCCGGCAAGCAGGUGACGUAGUGAUACUGGUUAUUCCAGCAGUAUGACUAGAGAGGCAGAGUGACGAAGGUAGAACCGGCUGCAUUGCUAUUGUAAGACUUACCAGAACAAAGUUCAGCUGACGGGGAAGGGAGAGGAAAUAAGGCACUGACUGUUCAUUUCUUAGAAGUACAAGCAGGGUUAAUGGCUGCAAAGUUUGAGUGAACCUGGGAAGGAACUUACAGUAUCUGGUUUAUUGGUGAAUAAUAUAAAUCAUCUGUGGAUUAUUCUGGGGUCCAGGCCAACAUUUUACACAAUUAAGCAAGAUGUCAGGAGCUGAAGGGAAGAUGAGUGCAAAAGCUCUAUAUGAGCAACGAAAGAAGUAUUCCAAUUCCAAUAUUAUCAUGCAAGAGACUUCUCAGUACCAUGUGGAGCAUCUCGCCACAUUUGCAAUGGACAAGAGUGAGUCCAUUGUGACAGUAGAUGAUGGCAUCAAGAAACUAUUGCAAUUGGAAUCAAAGGGGAAGGUGUGGACUCAGGAGAUGCUGCUGCAAGUGAAUGACAAAGCCAUUAGACUGCUGGACUGCGAAAGUCAGGAUGAGUUGGAGAACUUUCCAUUGAACAUAGUGCAUCACUGCCAAACUAUACUCAACCAGUCAAAAUACCCAUCAGUUUUACUGCUCAUGUGUCAAGACUCCGAUCAGCACAAACCCGAUAUGCAUUUCUUCAACUGUGAUGAGGUUGGGGCUGAGAUGAUUCAUGCAGACGUUGAGAGUGCAAUCUCCGACUGCAAAGAUGGACAGAAAAUUCGACCACAGACCCUGAAGGUGAAUCAAGAGAAAAUGAAGAAGCAGCGGGAGACAAUAAUCCCUUCACCCCCUCAAAGUAUUGCACCUGUCCACCCUCCUGGUGCCAGAAGUCGAGCUGCUGCCCUCACAGACCAGAAUGACCAAGUGGAACAAGAUCGGAGAAGCAUCAGUUCCCAGGAUCAUGAGGAGUCACCCGAAGUCUUGGCUCAAAAGAUCGAAAAAGAUGUGCAAAUCCUAAACUGCACACUGGAUGAUAUUGAGUUCUUUGUAGCCAAACUUCAGAAGGCUGCUGAAGCAUACAGUCAACUGAACCAAAGGAAGAAAUCCAAGAAGAAUAAAAAAAAGGCACCAGCAGAGGGUAUGCUUACUCUGAGAGCAAAGCCACCAUUACCAGCGGAAUUUGCUGACUGUUUGCAAAAGAUCAAGCUGACCUUGAACAUGUUGGCUAAACUAAAGAGGCAUAUUCAAAAUCCAACUGCCGUGGAGUUGCUGCACUUCCUGUUUGGACCACUUGAAUUGGUGGUUCAGACCAUCGGAGGUCCAGAAAUACCCAAGACCAUCAUAAGCCCUCUACUUUCCAAAGAUGCAACGGAUUUUUUAAGGGGCCACCUCACUCCAAAAGAGAUGAUGCUAUGGGAGUCACUGGGAGAGGCAUGGACCAGGUCCAGGGUUGAUUGGCCAAGGGACCACUUUGUUCACCCAUAUGUGCCCAAGUUUAGAAAUGGCUGGGAGCCACCUCUCGACAAUUUUCGAGGUGUUCCCUGGGAACUGGACCCACACCAAGUGGCAGAUUCCAUCGCAACUGCACCAGAUACACAACGCAGACAGGAGGAGAUGAAGCAACAAUCUGAGGAGCACUCAUCGAAACCCUGCUUCCCUCCUCCCAAUGGGUAUGCAUACUGUAAUACAGCAUUCAAGAGAGGCCAGAUUGCUGACCAGAAUACUGCAGUGGAUGCUUUUAAACAGAGUGUUAGUCGGCAUGUAGAUAGGCAGCACUCGCAAUUAUCAGCACCAGGGAGCACCACGUCAAUUUUAGGGGAGCUCACGGGCAGCUGUCUACCUGCCAGAUCAACCAUAAGAAAUUACGAGGCUCAAGGAAUCCAGCAACAGAAAAAAUAUGUUCAGAUAGUUUAUGACUUUGUGGCAAGGAACGCCAAUGAACUGUCUGUCCUAAAGGAUGAGAUAUUGGAGGUGGUAGAAGAUAAUAAGCAGUGGUGGAAGCUGAAGAGCAAAUUUGGAGAGGUUGGCUAUGUCCCAUUUAACAUGCUGAGUGUCGUAAAUUUAGAUGCUAUCCCUAGCCAGUCUGAUCGCCCUUACAGCCAGAGUGGUCAACGGUACAAAGGAGACUUGAGUCCAAGAGGGACAGGACCAAAUAUCUCAGGUUACAUUCCACCUGGAUCCUUUACUGGCCCUAGUCACGCGAGACAUGGAAGCUAUGAGCUACCGGGACUACCAAACAGGCCCUACUCAAGGGAUAAGGACCAUAUAAUGACGCAGAUGGAUGAAGUGAAUGAUGAGCUCUUACAUUUAAUUACCACUAACAAAACAAAACCGCCCUCACGCAAUUUCAUGGUCCCAAAGCAAUCAUCAAUUCAAAUACCGCUAAGUUAUGAAUCCAGCGCAGAUGAUGUCAAAUCCUGGUUGGAGGCAAAAAGCUUCAGCAAAUCGACAGUGGGUGGCCUGGGCAUAUUGACAGGAGCACAGAUAUUUUCCCUUAAUAAAGAAGAACUGAAGAUGGUGUGUGGAGAGGAAGGCGCUCGUGUGUACAGUCUAAUCCAAGUACAGAAGGUAGAGCUAGAUAAACAUCGAGGUGAUACAGAGCUAGAAGAAAUCAUGAAACGAAGACAGGAGAGGAUCGAUUCCAGUCAAUAAAAUUUCACUGCAGUUUGCUUUGCGAUUGGACAAUAAGACGGAUAAAUUAAACAUGUAUAAAUGGAAGGGUGGGGUCUCUUUUACAGAAUUAAUAACAAUUAUUGAUUGUUUUGUGGAUUUUACUCCUAUUGUUUCUAAAGAAAACUUCUAUUCAGGAUCUGCAUGGCUUUCAGUCUUGUAGUUGGCAUGAAGUAUUAAUAUGCACACUAUAUACAUAUAGAAAUAUACAUAUAUGUAUAUAUGUAUGUAGCUAUAGUAGUGGAUGUUGUGGAGCAUUGUUGCCAAAACCUGAAGCCAAGUGAACACAGUAUAAAUGUAAUUUGCUAAAUAUUAGUAGAAUGGCAGAAUGAUAAUCCCGCAGCCAGAUCCUGACUUAUACAGAUAAGCUGAGAAACUGCUGUAGGCAAUAUUAAUGGACAAAUUCUGACUGUGAUCAUGUAAUGUUCCUUUGCCUGCACUUUUACUGGAGACUGUAAAAUAAAUGGGUUGCAACUCUGCUAAAA